Messenger RNA from Fusarium graminearum PH-1, 3286 nucleotides. Its product is annotated as NADH-quinone oxidoreductase chain 3. The transcript is spliced from 6 exons. Lineage: Eukaryota; Fungi; Ascomycota; Sordariomycetes; Hypocreales; Nectriaceae. Gene Ontology annotation, cellular component: membrane. Gene Ontology annotation, biological process: ATP synthesis coupled electron transport. Bases 52 to 2280 code for a protein of 742 amino acids. Gene Ontology annotation, molecular function: iron-sulfur cluster binding; NADH dehydrogenase (ubiquinone) activity. The record is from RefSeq and is a predicted model, not a curated record.
CUCCAGCGAACCCUGUAAUUCUAUUCAUCUUCCCUCCGUCAAGGCGACGCGAUGCUCCGAAAUACCUUAGCACGUUCGGCUUGGCGGACGAGUCGGCGGGCCGUCAAUGUCUCGCGAACCUUCGCGACGACAAGCCAGCGCCCGGCCGAGGUGGAGUUGACAAUUGAUGGAAAGAAGGUCUCUAUUGAAGCUGGCUCUGCUCUUAUUCAAGCCUGCGAGAAGGCAGGUUCAACAGUUCCUCGAUACUGCUACCAUGAGAAGCUUAUGAUUGCCGGUAACUGCCGAAUGUGUCUGGUGGAGGUCGAGCGGGCACCGAAGCCCGUUGCCUCAUGUGCUUGGCCUGUACAGCCUGGUAUGGUUGUCAAGACUAACUCUCCCCUUACGCACAAAGCCCGUGAGGGUGUUAUGGAAUUCUUGCUGGCCAACCAUCCUCUCGACUGCCCCGUCUGUGAUCAGGGUGGUGAGUGUGAUCUUCAGGACCAGUCUAUGCGUUACGGAGCGGACCGAGGCCGAUUCCACGAGGUUGGCGGCAAGCGAGCUGUGGAGGAUAAGAACAUUGGUCCCCUGAUCAAGACUUCCAUGAACAGAUGUAUUCACUGCACCCGAUGUAUUCGAUUCUCCAACGAUAUUGCCGGUGCCCCGGAGAUGGGUUCCACCGGACGUGGUAACGAUAUCCAGAUUGGUACAUACCUCGAACAGAACCUGGACACCGAGUUGUCUGGUAACGUUAUCGACCUCUGCCCCGUUGGUGCCCUCACCUCCAAGCCUUAUGCUUUCCGAGCUCGUCCCUGGGAGCUGAAGCACACCGAAUCUAUCGACGUUCUUAACGGUCUCGGUUCCAACAUCCGUGUGGACUCCCGUGGCCUCGAGGUCAUGCGUAUUCUCCCCCGACUUAACGACGACGUAAACGAGGAGUGGAUCGACGAUAAGACUCGAUUUGCUUGUGACGGUCUCAAGACCCAACGACUUACUAUGCCUUUGGUCCGCCGCGAGGGUCGCUUCGAGCCUUCCGACUGGGAGGAGGCCCUCACCGAGAUUGGCCGUGCUUACCAAAUUAAGAACCCCCAGGGUAACGAGUUCAAGAUUAUUGCUGGUGCUUUAACUGAGGUCGAGUCUUUGGUCGUUGCCAAGGAUAUGGCCAACAAGCUUGGUUCUGACAACCUGGCUCUCGAUACCCCUACCGGCAGCCAGCCUCUCGCCCACGGUGUUGAUGUUCGAUCCAACUUCCUUUUCAACUCUCAGAUCUGGGGAAUUGAGGAGGCCGACGCUAUCCUGAUUGUUGGCAGCAACCCCCGACACGAGGCCGCCGUUCUCAACGCCCGUAUCCGAAAGCAGUGGCUCCGAUCCGACCUCGAGAUCGGCCUUGUUGGUGAGACAUUUGACUCUACCUUUGAGUUCGAGCACUUUGGUGCCGACCACGCUGCUCUCAAGACUGCCCUCUCCGGUCCUUUCGGCGAGACCCUGAAGAACGCCAAGCGACCUAUGAUCAUCGUCGGCUCUGGUGUCACUGAUCACGCUGAUGCCAAGGCUUACUACGAGACCAUUGGUACUUUUGUCGACAAGCACGCCUCUAACUUCCGAACUGAGGAGUGGCAAGGUUACAACGUCCUCCAGCGUGAGGCUUCUCGUGCUGGUGCUUUCGAGGUUGGCUUCACUACUCCCUCUGCUGAGGUUGCCCAGACCAAGCCCAAGUUCGUCUGGCUCCUUGGUGCCGACGAUGUCAAGGAGGCCGAUAUCCCCAAGGAUGCUUUCGUCGUUUACCAGGGUCACCACGGUGACAAGGGUGCUCAGAUCGCUGAUAUCGUUCUCCCUGGUGCUGCUUACACUGAGAAGGCCGGUACUUACAUUAACACCGAGGGUCGUGUCCAAAUGACCCGAGCUGCCACUUCUCUGCCUGGUGCCUCGCGAACUGACUGGAAGAUCCUCCGAGCUGCCAGUGAGUUCCUUGGCGCUCCCCUUCCUUACGAUGACGUCGCCAUGGUCCGAGACCGCAUGGUUGAGAUCAGCCCUGCUCUGGCCGCAUACGACGUUGUUGAGCCCGUCGCCCUCCCUGCCCUGAGCAAGGUUCAGCUUGUGGACCAGAACAAGGGUGCCAAGGUUACUGGAGCUCCCCUCAAGAAGGUUAUCGACAACUUUUACUUCACAGAUGUUAUCUCACGAAGCUCUCCCACAAUGGCUCGCUGCUCAGCGGCCAAGGCUACUGGCGAUGCCAGGACAAACUUUAUGGCUCCUGGUAUGGAGGAAGAUAAGCCUAUGGGUCAGGUCGAGUAUGGCGUAUAGGGCGGUGGUUGUAAAAGAAUAGAAAGAUCUGCUUUGUUUUAAUGCGUCUGGCAAGUUCGUAGUAUGUACAUAUUGGACGUCUGACAGAGGGCCUGAAGGUAGAUAAGUUGAAUACCUAAUUCCCUUCACUACGAUGUGCACUUCCACGGGCUUUGCCGUUUCACAUCGGUUUUCUCUUUCGAUUGAUGUUCGGAAGGAACAUGAACAUGUCCUUAUCGCAUGUUGCUUUGGAUGCUCCAUCGACGUACUUGACUGGUGAAAGCUGGGUUUCUGGUGCAGGUCCGUAAGUCUGUUCCUAGUUGGCUUUGCGAGCCUGCUCCUGUGCAAGUUGUUCUUUUUUAAUUUCUGCCUCGAUCCUUGCCCGAUGUGCAGCUAACUCUGCUUCCCGAAUUCCCGCCAUUUGGGCAGACCGCGCCACGAAAUCCAUCAUAGUGUUGGCCUGGAACUCGCGCAACGAUCGAUUUUGCCUUUCUGACUGUGUAAUUGAUGGUAUGUCAUGGUGGGAAUCCUGCGGUAGCCUGGCUUCCAUGUUUGCGAUCAUGUUGCUCAAAUGUUCGGGUUCAACGCCGCGUGGGAUGUCUGGUGCAGUUGUACCCUCUAUCUUGUCGAGGGCUUCAUAUCGUCGUCCAUCUUGAAGAAUGCGCUCGUGCUCGCGCAUGCACAGCGCGAGGAAGUUUUCGUUGGUGCUGAUGACGUGGGCAUCGAGACCUUCGAGCUCUGCUUGCAAAAGAUCAAGUUUGGUCGUUGAUGUGAUGUCGCACAGGGUUUCAUCUUUGCUUAUAGGACGGAAGAUGGCGGGCGCGACGUUCAGUAAUGGGGGAAUGAUUGCGAGGCCAUCCGGAUCAGGAACAUGCUUGGGAUAUUCCAAGCGACCCGGGCCUGAAACAGGACGGUCGGGUGGCUGAGCCAUAGUUAUAUUUAUGUAUCGACUAUGUAGCGCCUUGAAGAAACUAAUUCAUCAAAGCGUGGAUCAUUUGUGGCUGUAUGCAAUUGAUGCUACACAGCA